Messenger RNA from Drosophila nasuta, 1034 nucleotides. It is a transcript of the gene Sod3, whose product is annotated as Superoxide dismutase 3. The transcript is spliced from 5 exons. The record is from RefSeq and is a predicted model, not a curated record. Gene Ontology annotation, molecular function: copper ion binding. Lineage: Eukaryota; Metazoa; Arthropoda; Insecta; Diptera; Drosophilidae. Gene Ontology annotation, biological process: superoxide metabolic process. The coding region runs from base 142 to 954 and encodes 270 amino acids.
AAAGCUGAAAUCAGUUUCGUCGCAGGUCUCCAAGCAAACGGUACGGUGCAUCGGAAUUGAAACGUUGAGUACUCGUGUGCAAUUAAUUAAUAAAUACGAAAUACAAAAACAACAAGACAAACAGUUGCUAACUAGCUCAACAUGUUGCGCCUUCUGACCAUAACUUUGGCCCUUUGUGCCACGCUUAGUGCUGCCGCUCAAACGCGGAGUACGCCUAUGGAGGCAAUUGCCACAUUGACUGGACCCGUGCAGGCGGAUAACACCCAGGUGAAGGGCAAUGUAACCUUCAUUCAGAAUGACUGUGGACAGAGCGUGCACGUGCGCAUCCAGCUGGAGAACGUGAAGGAGGGCAAGCAUGGUUUCCACAUUCACGAGAAGGGAGAUUUGUCCAACGGCUGCACCAGCCUGGGCGGUCACUAUAAUCCCGACAAGGUCGAUCAUGGUGCACCCCAUCACGAGGUUCGCCAUGUCGGUGAUCUGGGCAACAUUGAGGUCAACUCCACUGGCAUCAUUGACAUCACCUACUCCGAUGCCGUGAUCAGUCUGAAUGGCAAGCGCACAAUUAUCGGACGUAGUGUGGUUCUCCAUGAACUCGAGGAUGAUCUGGGCCAGGGCAACCACACCGACUCGAAGAAGACAGGAAAUGCGGGCGGUCGUAUUGCGUGUGGCGUUAUUGGAAUUAAUGCAUUUCCCUCAUACGAACAGCCCACAACCACAACAACGACACCUCCACAACAUCCAGAACAACUACAAGACCAUCCAGAAAAUCCAGAUCCACAACAACAACAAGUAGCACAACAGCAACAACAACAAACAUCAGCAUUGCACUCAAGUCGUCGACGCACCGCAAAUCAACCCACAUUCUAUGUGCCCCACGAUCAGCCGCACGAUCAUGUUAUAUAUCCACUGCUCCGUCAUCAUCCUUAUCCAUAUGCAUAUCCGUAUUAUUUCUAAAUGUUAAGUGUUUAAGUAUGCUUCGCUCUCUCUCUCUGUGUGUUCUCUGUGUUCUGCGUCUCCUGCUCUGCGUUGUCCCU